Spodoptera littoralis (African cotton leafworm) is the source of this 390-nucleotide messenger RNA. The record is from the annotation of a GenBank genome assembly. Lineage: Eukaryota; Metazoa; Arthropoda; Insecta; Lepidoptera; Noctuidae.
AUGACUACUCCUCCUGAGUCACAAGAUAAUUUUGACCAGUUCGACGAAGAAGAAACUGAACAGCAACUGGGGGCUACUGCAUCUGGGCGUAAAAGGUUGUUUAGCAAAGAAUUAAGAUGCAUGAUGUAUGGCUUCGGUGAUGACCAGAACCCUUACACUGAAAGUGUGGACUUUUUAGAAGAUCUCGUUAUUGAAUUUAUUACAGAAACCACACAUAGGGCAAUGGAAGUAGGUCGCACAGGUAGAGUACAAGUAGAAGACAUCAUUUUCUUAGUUCGAAAAGACCAGCGCAAAUAUGCCCGUGUCAAAGAUCUACUAACAAUGAAUGAAGAACUAAAGAAAGCGAGAAAGGCCUUUGAUGAAGUUAAAUAUGUUGAAGAUCAACAAUAA